This is a messenger RNA of Ornithorhynchus anatinus (platypus), 552 nucleotides long. RefSeq names its product transcription initiation factor TFIID subunit 1-like. NCBI's taxonomy places the organism in Eukaryota, Metazoa, Chordata, Mammalia, Monotremata, Ornithorhynchidae. The transcript has 3 exons. The coding region runs from base 1 to 552 and encodes 183 amino acids. Gene Ontology annotation, biological process: transcription by RNA polymerase II; RNA polymerase II preinitiation complex assembly. Gene Ontology annotation, molecular function: histone acetyltransferase activity; RNA polymerase II general transcription initiation factor activity; RNA polymerase II general transcription initiation factor binding. The record is from RefSeq and is a predicted model, not a curated record. Gene Ontology annotation, cellular component: transcription factor TFIID complex.
AUGCAGCUGAAGAUGAUGGCGCCAGUGGAACCCAAUCGAUCGACUGCAGAAAAAGUGGCUCCCACCAAGAACAAGGUGGCUGAAUGGCGCUAUGGACCGGCCCGUCUGUGGUAUGACAAGAUGGCGGUCCCAGAAGAUGGCAGUGGCUUUGACUAUGGCUUCAAAUUGAAAAAUCCAGAAGGUGAUCUAGGAGCGAAGACAGACUGGGCGGGGAAGCAGCCAGGGGCGGCAGAGGAAACAGUUGGCUUGUUGUCCCCUGAGAACUUCCUGAUGGUAACCCAGCAGCAAUGGGAGGAUGAAGUCAUCUGGGAUAUCAAGGACAUCAAAGAUAAAGAGCCGAAUCCACAACGUGUGAGACAGGCGGGCUGGAUUCCCUACCACAAGAGCAGAUCCAUGGGAAAAGUGUGUCCGACCAUGAAAGGGAUAUCCUGUAGGGAAAUGUUUGAUCCAGGCACCAUUGGGUGGCACUGCUUGUGUGUCACUAGUAGAAAAACGCUGUGCCAGGAUCCCCCUUGGAAAACUGCAAAUGAACAUCCCAUCACAGGACAUUGA